CCAAGGCUUGCUUCCUAUUCCAACCGUAAAAAUCACCAUGCCCAACCUAACAGUUAUUUUAGAAGACAUUGAACUCAGUUCCCUUCGUGAAAGCGGUGGGGCUGUUCAGAACAUUGUCGAGUCAACACUGAUAGCACCAGCACCGCCCUCGCCAAUCCAAUAUCCGCGAGGAGUCAAACUAGCAUUCAUCACAGUCGGCCUUGUUCUCAGCAUCUUCCUUGCCGCACUUGACAGUACUAUCAUUGCGACGGCUAUACCUAGCAUCACGGAUCAGUUUGGCAGCAUUGCCAACAUUGCCUGGUACGGUUCGGCAUACUCUAUUACGAAUACCGCGUUCCAGUCUUCUUGGGGGAAGGCCUAUGGUUAUUUCGACCUGAAGCGUGUGUUUUUGCUCGCGAUUUUCGUCUUCGAAGCGGGAAAUGUCAUUUGUACGAGUGCGCAAAGUAGUGAAGCGUUAAUUCUAGGAAGAGUUGUAGCAGGAAUCGGCGGUGGGGGUCUCAUGACAGGCGCCUUCAUCAUCAUCGCGCUCACGGUGAAGCCGCAGUACCGCGCAGCGUAUAUGGGGGUUUUAGGUGUCACUUUUGGGUGUGCGAGUGUGGUGGGUCCAUUGAUGGGCGGAGCGCUGACAGAUGGGCCUGGAUGGAGAUGGUGUUUUUGGGUGAGCCUUCCGAUUGGAUUCCUUGCUACUGUCACUAUGGUAUUCUUCUUCACGUCGCCAAUACCACCUAAAGAAGCGACGCUAAAGGAGAAGGUGGUGUGCAUGGAUCUCAACGGCGGAGUGCUGGUUACUGGGGCCCUGUCGUGUUUCGUCCUCGCAAUGCACUGGGCAGGCAUCCGUUCUUGGAACUCACCCGCCAUUAUUCUCAGCUUGGCUGGUUUUGGGACCUUAUCAAUCGUCUUUCUCCUCAAUGAGCGCUUCAUGGGUCCGAAGGCGAUGAUACAGUCACAUCUACUCCGAUCACGACGUGUUCUCACUAACCUGAUCUACAUAUUCUGCCUCGCGGGCGUCUUCUUUCCCUUACUAUACUCCCUACCAAUUCAGUUCCAGUCCAUCAACAACAACUCGGCGUCCCAGAGCGGCGUGCGACUCAUCCCACUAGUACUUGGUGUCUCUGCAUUCACCAUGGUAGCAAACGCACUACUCACAUAUUGGCGACACUACAACCCCUUCUUAGUCAUUGGCGCUAUAGCGGCUACAAUUGGGGUGAGCAUGAUCUAUACACUAGACAUGCAGACGUCUUCCAGAGUCUGGAUUGGGUAUGAACUGUUGACGGCCAUGGGAGUUGGAUUGGCCUUGCAGAUUCCAAUGAUCGCGAACCAAGCUGCAGUUUCUACCGAGGAUAUGGCCUCCGCCACUUCGCUAUCUUUAUUUAUGGAAAACGUAGGAACCAGUCUCUUUGUUGCAGGCUCCGAAGCCGCUUUCACCAACGGCCUGCUGCAUAGUCUGAUUAAAAAGGCGCCUACGUUGGAUGCAAACGAGGUACUAGGGGCAGGUGUAACACAAAUACGAUCAUCUUUUACUCAAAAUGAGGUCAAGAUAAUUCUUGCAAGCUAUUUGGAUGGAUGCAGGGUCAGUCACGUCGUGAGCGUGGCCUGUGGUGCCGCAGCCUGCCUUGUCGCGAUUGUAGGCGUAGCACCGACUGCAUCACAGGAGCUUAAAAGGAGAAGAAAGAAACCACACGAGCCGUGA
Molecule: messenger RNA, 1690 nt
Organism: Lindgomyces ingoldianus
Lineage: Eukaryota; Fungi; Ascomycota; Dothideomycetes; Pleosporales; Lindgomycetaceae
Product: MFS gliotoxin efflux transporter glia
Exons: 2
Coding region: 38-1690 (550 amino acids)
Biological process (GO): transmembrane transport
Molecular function (GO): transmembrane transporter activity
Source: RefSeq, a predicted model, not a curated record